Aspergillus aculeatus ATCC 16872 is the source of this 768-nucleotide messenger RNA. Its product is annotated as sulfotransferase family protein. The record is from RefSeq and is a predicted model, not a curated record. The transcript has a single exon. NCBI's taxonomy places the organism in Eukaryota, Fungi, Ascomycota, Eurotiomycetes, Eurotiales, Aspergillaceae. Bases 1 to 768 code for a protein of 255 amino acids.
AUGGGCCAGCAAGCGUCCGCUCCCCAACCGGGGACACACAUCCAAGUCAUCGGCGCCGGACUCUCGCGCACGGGAACCGCCUCCUUCAGCGCCGCCCUGGAGAUCCUUCUGGGCGGUCCCAUCUACCACGGUGGUACCCAGACGCUGAUGGGCCCGCCCACGGAGAUCAUCUCGUGGAAGCAGAUCCUCCAGAAAUGGCUGUCGGGCGACCACGCCACCACGCUUGCCCUCCUCCAGACCCGCACCGCGGGCUACGCCGCCAUCACCGAUGCGCCCGCGUCGCAGCUCGUCCCCGAACUCCUCGAGCUCUACCCGGACAGCAAAGUCAUCUGUACGGUCCGCGACCCGGACGCGUGGGUGCGGAGCAUCCAGCAAGUCAGCUCGAUCGUGCGCCUGUGGUUCCUGGGCGCCGUGCUGCUCCCGCUCCCGGGGAUGCGGCACUUCAUGGGCUACAACUGGCUGCUGCAGGCGCAGUGGGACCGGAUCUAUCGCUCGCGGGACGUCGCCUGGAUCUAUCAGCUGCACCUGCAGUGGCUGCGCGAGGUCGUGCCGCCCGAUCGCCUCGUGUUGUACGAUGUCCGCGAGGGCUGGGAGCCCCUCUGCCGCGCGCUGGGCAAGGAGGUGCCCGAUGUUCCCUUCCCCCGAAUCAACGACGCCCAGGCGGUGGAUCGCAUCGCCGAGUACUACAUCCGCAGGGGGCUGAUGCGGUGGGCCGGCAUCCUGUUGGCUAUGGUUGGGCUGGGGGGUUGUUGGUUGCUGAGAAAGUAG